AUGGCACUUCGAUCAGCUUUAUCACUUGGAAUUAACCUUCGCUUGGUGGAUGGUCGAACACACUACACGUCGAAAGAAGCACGAAGCCGCCUGUGGUGGUCUAUCUAUCUUCUCGAGCAUCAGCUUACGUCCGUCACGGGCCGAGUCUCUUGUGUCAGUGAGAACCUGAGCUCCACGCCACUUCCAGUGCCAUUUGAGGAGGACGAUUUCUGUAAACCGGAGGUUCUUUGUCUUUUCCAGGAUGCAUCCAUGCGUGAAAGCCACCUAAAACUGACACUACUUCAAACGGAAGAGGAGGCUCGGUCCAGCGCCGAAUGGCUACUGACUUGCGAGCCCACCCCAUCUGUGUUUUUUCAUUGCCUGGUGGACCUCACGAGCAUAACUCAAGCCGUGAUGAACAAAGUCUACAGCAUCCAAGCUUUACGCGAGCCCAGUGGCAGGAUUCACCCCCGCAUACGAAAAUACGGCAAGACCCUGGAGACGUGGCUGUCCAAACUUCCCCAGGCUUUUCGAUUUACAGAGUCACAUAGCGAAAGAUUUCACGCACCAGCAGCUGAUGAUCCCUUCCAGCGAGAGCGGAUAUGCCUUGCCUUAAACUUUUACAGUGCUAAGAUUACACUCUGCCGGCCGUGCGUCACUCAUGCCAAUCUGAAAGGAAGCACCUCGUCCCAGCCAGCAAAGACCACACAUUCUGACCUCCGCAACGAGAUGGCCGUCAGCUGCCUGCGCUCCGCCUGCUCUCUGACCUCCAUCCUCCCCGAAGAACCGGAUAUCCACUGGUUGGUACGUGUGUCUCCAUGGUGGACGAUCCUCCAUUACUUAAUGCAAGCCAACACCGCCCUACUCCUCGGACUAUCCUGCUGGUCUAUUCCCGAGUUAUCCAAGGAUACCAAGCCCAUAAGUCCAGCAACCCCACCCAUCAACACUCAAACCAUGCUUAAAGCAUGUAAAAAGGUCAUCCGCUGGCUCCACACCAUGAGCUACACCAAUACUGCUGCCCGCCGUGCCUUUCUCUUCUGCGAUAGCUUCAUCCGUCGGAUCGCGCCGCGUCUGGGCCUCGAUCUUACCGGUCUGCCGGAUGGGGCGUCCUUGCCUUCCCAUACCGACUCUAUCUGGAUGAUGGCGGAUGGACCGGAAGAAAUCUGUUAA
Aspergillus oryzae RIB40 is the source of this 1149-nucleotide messenger RNA. RefSeq names its product fungal specific transcription factor domain-containing protein. The coding region runs from base 1 to 1149 and encodes 382 amino acids. Gene Ontology annotation, molecular function: DNA binding; zinc ion binding. Gene Ontology annotation, biological process: DNA-templated transcription. The transcript has a single exon. Lineage: Eukaryota; Fungi; Ascomycota; Eurotiomycetes; Eurotiales; Aspergillaceae. The record is from RefSeq and is a predicted model, not a curated record.